GCAGCAGACUGAGACAUCCACCCUGCAAGAAGGAACGCUAUCACAGGUCCUUCAUUCCAUCUGUUGUAAGACUGAACAACAUCAGCAUCACUGGCUGAUGUUAACAUAAACUGGACUUACAUCAUAUCAUCUUAAAUCAUGAACAUGAGCGCCCUCUGCUGGACUCCACUCCAGGAUCUGUGCUGUCUGGAUGUAAAUCAGCUGAAGAAAUCCAUCCAUUCAUUUCCUUCCGCUUCUUCCGCUUCCCCAGCCCCGGAUAAGCUGAAAAAAGUCAUUUAAUUUCAAGGUUGUAUUACUUUCACUUUUCUUUGUACAUAUUGAACUUUACUGUAUUCCAAACAUACACUGUAAAAUAUGAAAGCUUCAAAGGACUUUUUUGUUGAAUGAUUGACUGACUAUAUUCAAAUCAGGAAAAAAUAAUCAUUAUUUUACAGAUAUUUGCAGUUCUCUGUAUCUCACACUAACUAGUACAUAAUGUCUACAUCAAAAUCUGUGUUUUUUAAGUUAUUUGUUCUUUUACAACACGUGACCAUAACUUACACAGUUUUACUAUAUUUACAUCAGCAAAACAAAAAAUGUAAAAUAUUUGACUGAUAUUUGCAGUUUUUUAACAUUACACCAUGUUUUUUUUUACCAUAUUUAUGUAUUUCAAUUGAUCUAUUUCUAAUCAAAUAAUUAUUCCUCAAACCUCUUUAAACUGAUGGUUUUAAAAUUAACAAUUAGAACAUGUUUUAAAGACAAACGUCUACAAGUAAUUGUGAUGAAAUGCUCCAAAACGUACGUAUCGGUUAUGUUCCACAUAUUUCACUUUUAAUUUGAGAAUAUUUUAACCCAUUAAAUUUCACAUGUGCUGAAGCACUUGUACCUGUGACCACAUGUGUUUCUGCACUUUUAAAAUUCAUGUAAUUAUUUUUUUGUGAGGAAAACCAAUCCAUGAAAAUAAUAUUUCAAUCUUAAAGGGCUGUUUUAUUACCUCUCAGCCAGUCUUAAGUCUUUCCUAUUAGUACUUACAUCUAUCUAUCUAUCUAUCGAUCGAUUGAUCGAUCGAUAGAUAGAUAUAAUACAGUUGUAGAUAUUUGUGUCACCUGAAGUUCUGUGUACAGUAUGAUAUAUUUAUAAACUUGCACUUAUAUACAUUUAAAUAUAUUUAAAAUUUCCUUGCAUUCAAACACAAAAAACACGGUCGAUUUAACUGACAUAUAUUGAUUUAUUGAUUUACAUGUUCAACAAACAAACAGGUCAAAACGGUACAUGUUCACAUUUUUAAAAGUAUUUUUAGAACUAUUCAUUCAUUCUUUUUUACUGUAUUUUAAUUAGUUCACGUAUCUGCCCCUUCUAACAACUCUUGUAGUAUCUGACUGUUUUUAAAUGUUUUGUUUUCCAGCCAGAUCGUCACUUUGAACCGAACACACAACUUUGUUCUUAUAAAAAACUAAACAUAAAAUCGUGUAAAGUGACAUUUUUCCCCCACAAAUCUCAGCUCACAUGUUGUUUUGAUCCACACUCACUGAUGCUUUAUUUGACCUCCGUCUCGUCAGGUUGACAGAAAUGUUGGACACAGAAAUGAUUCUUGUUUGGAGCUGAUCUGCAGCUGAUGGAGCAGACUGGUUGAGUCCAUCUUAUGGUGAUAUUCAGGGAGUCUGAGGCGGAUCAGACUCAUCUGGACCGGACCUUCAGCUGUGAGGAUCUCAGAGUUCCGUUAGUUGGAGUGAACCAGCAGCUGAUGGACCACGUUGGAUCCAUCAGAGGAGUUCUUCUGUUUCCAGCUUCCUAUUAAAGCUGCAGAGCGGAGCCGCCGGCGCAUAGCAACGGCUCCUGGGAUGCGCGCGCCGCUUGUGGGCGGGGCCAAUGGAACGCCGUGCACCUUUGCCUUCAUCAUUGUGACGUGACGUGACGCUCACGUCACUGUCGACGGAUUCCAGUUCUUAAAUAGGGCUGCAGCAGCCAGUUUCCACAGUUCAUCUGCAGACAGACGGCGAGAGGAAAGCGACCCAGUUCACAAAAGUCUCCAAGAGAAGCACAAACAGCAGCUAUGGAAACCAGAAGAUGCUUCCAGAAAGCACCGAUCAGCGAGGGCACUGUUCGUCCAAACUGUUCAGCCACAGACCCUCAGGACGUGAUGAACGUCCAAACUCAGACUUCCAGCUUGAAGGACACGCUCAGAAUUUCUCUGAGUGUUGAACUCAAAGCUGAAGAAAAGUCCAAAUUUAGUGUCGACCUUCAGGAGGUGGAAUCAUUCCACAAUGAAGGAGACAUAGAACUUCUGGAUGUGGAAUCAGUCCACAGUGACGAAGACAUGGACCCUCAGGAGGUGAAAUCAGUCCACACUCUGAAGGAUGAAAAAGAAGAAGAAGACGGGGAUCUUCAGGAGGUGGAAAGAAUCUACACUCCCAUAUAUAUAAUGAGUGAGACACUCGACAGCGUCCAGAAGGAUGAAAAAACCCCAAAAAGUCAGAAGUCAAGAGAAAAGUUUAAACUUCGUGUCGACGUAGUUGUCGAUUCGCUGCUUCUUUACAUCUUCAAAGAAGCUAGAUACGGCAGAGAAUCAGAACACUUUGACACUGUGUCUGAGCGGCUCUUCAAGAGAGUCUGGGCUGAAGUCCAGGAUGAAGACUAUGAUCUGUCCAAACGCAACUUUAAAAAACUCAACAAGGGCAUUUACAAGAAGAUCUGCAAAAGGUUGCAAACCAAAGAUCCAAAGCUUCUUGUGAACCUCUUGUUGUGGGACUGCGCGGAUGACACAGUCGACUCCAUUAUCAAGGAAGCCCUGAUGAACCCACCAAAGAAGUCUUCCAUAAGAUCCAGAAUGACUGGAAUCUUCAAGAGAUUCUCUGGUACUUCCUGAGUCCACACUCUGAAGGAUGAAAAAAGACGAAGAGGCCCUGAUGAGCCCACCAAAAUAUCCAUGUUAUCUGGUACCUUCAGAUAACUCCUGCACAGGGAGAACAUGCAAGCUGCAUGCAGGGGGAUCCUGGGAAUUAUUAUUCAUAUUAUUAUUUUUAUAUAAUAAGUAUUAUGAUUUUUGUAUAAUAAGUAUUGUUAUUUUUAUAUAAGAAGUAUUAUUUUUAAUAGAUAAUUAUAAUAAUGCUUCUAACAGCAAAACAGGAUAAAAUCAUAUUUUUAUACAUACAUAUUGAACAUCUGUUCAACAAAAAAUAAUAUUACAAGAAACUUAUAAAUAUUCAAAUAAAGAUGAAAAAAACUUCA
Messenger RNA from Amphiprion ocellaris (clown anemonefish), 3207 nucleotides. RefSeq lists its product as uncharacterized. The transcript is spliced from 2 exons. The coding region runs from base 2033 to 2845 and encodes 270 amino acids. NCBI's taxonomy places the organism in Eukaryota, Metazoa, Chordata, Actinopteri, Pomacentridae. The record is from RefSeq and is a predicted model, not a curated record.